Messenger RNA from Cydia pomonella (codling moth), 831 nucleotides. RefSeq lists its product as uncharacterized. The coding region runs from base 36 to 770 and encodes 244 amino acids. The record is from RefSeq and is a predicted model, not a curated record. The transcript has 2 exons. Lineage: Eukaryota; Metazoa; Arthropoda; Insecta; Lepidoptera; Tortricidae.
AGUCUCUCGCAGUACUGAAAACAACACAGACCACAAUGUUCAAGCUGGUGGUGUUGUCUUGCGUGGUGGCGCUGGCGGCGGCCAACCCUAGUGUACUCGGUCCUUGGGGCUUGGGGCUGGCGGGUCCCCUCGCCGCGCCAGCGGCUUUGGCUCCUAUCGGCCUGGGACACGGUUUGGGUCUGGGCCAUGGAGCUAUCUGGGGCGCGCCUGCGCUCGCGGCCUACAACUACAGAGGCCCGCUGUCCCUCGCGCCCGGCCAGCCCGCCAACAUCGUGGCUGCUGAUGGAAGGCCCCUGGAUACUCUGAGCGUGAACUUGGACCGUGCCGCGCACCUCACUGCGAGGGCUGUUGACCACGCCGGCCUGCACCUGCUGAAGAAGCGGUCCGCGGCGCUGCUAACGCCCUUCGCGCCGUUCGCUCCGCUGGCGUACAGUGGCGCAGUUGUCGCGCCCUUGUACGGCGGCAACUACCGCGGCCCGCUGUCCCUGGCGCCCGGCCAGCCCGCCAACAUCCUCGCGGCGGACGGUAGACCCCUCGACACCCUGGACGUCAACUUGGACCGCUCUGCACACCUCACCACUAAGGCCCUCGAAGGCGUGCACCUGCUCAAGAAGCGCUCCGCCCCGUUGAUCGCCCCUCUGGGCCGCAUCGCCUACGCUGGCGCUCCGCUCAUCACCCAUGCUGCGCCUCUGGCUUACUCCGCGCCCAUCGUUGCUCCUUACCACACUCCUCUCAUUCACACCGCCGGACCUUAUGCCCACUAUUUGUAAAUAGUCCAAAGAUUCAUUUCAAAAACACCCAUAGAUGUAAUGAAAAUAAAGAAAUUAUUUU